AUGACCCAAGAUAUACAAGCAAUGUUGCAUGAUCAUGAAAUUUCCACAUGGUUGGGGGGUGAGAAGACAAGCCGCCAAGCACAACACCAUUCCGACCUACAGGUUCUCCGAGCGGAUGAGGCCUGCGAAUUCUUGUUGGAAGAAACUAAGUUCGUCGAAUGGUACCAAACCUCCGGUUCCUCGCAGUUGGCAAUUCUAGGGGACAUGGGCAGUAGAAAGUCUGUUGCCAUGUCAUUUCUUGUAGACGAGCUGAGUCGAAGGAGUGAACAGCAACUACCCCAGCCGAAGAUAUGCUAUCACUAUUGCCAGAACGAUGAGACAGGCAAGGCUGCCUUUGUUGUGUCUGCUCUGAUUCUAUCGCUUCUUGUGCAGCUUCCAGGGCUGAAAAAUCCAUUCUGCGAGUGGUAUAAGCAGGCUCAGCUUUCUGGAGUUGUUGACCCGGCAAGGAAUAUUUGGAAGCUGGAAGAGUUCUUGGAGAAGCUGACCGGAGAAAUUGACAGUCCCAUCUUUGUCGUAGUUGACGGUCUAGAUGAAUGCGACACGGUAUCUCGUAACAGUCUCCUCAAACUAUUGAAAGCCUUGUCGCGAAGACCCUGGGGGCUCAAAAUACUACUGUCUUCUCGGCCUCAGGAAGAUAUCUUGACGCAAUUAAAGGAAAUGGGAAUGGCGAAGAUUGACUUUAGUCCCAGUAUUCAACGAGAUACGAUCAUUGUCGAGAGGACCGUUGAAAGGCAAUUAUCCGGUUUGUCGCGUGGAGUCAAAGACAUCAUUAUCAAGGAACUAUCAAACCGGGCGCAAGGAAGCGCCAUAUGGACCAAGAUGAUCGUUGAGCUCAUCCAAAUCCGUGGGAUCACGGCAGAAAGUCCGAUGCGGUCGUUUAUCAAGCAAGUUCCUUUGCCCGACGAGCUGUCAAAUAUCUAUGCAGCAUUGCCUCUUAGCAUAAUAGAGCUCUCAUGGGCUGCCACGCUGGGUGCAACCCAACACGGUGAUACUGUGGGCGCUCUUGCUGAACUCGUCGAUCACAAGAGGCUCAUGAGGCUCAUUCAUCCUUUCAUUUCUCGCGUUGACUAUAGCGACAUAACGAAGCAUCAAGUGCGACUCACCCAUCAGUCUGUGAAGGAAUUCAUCCGAAAAGAAUGGACCCAGGAUCGGCCUUGUUUACAAAGGCAGGCCUCGAACAAUAUUCACCAGAAAGGUCUUGACCAAUGUGAUGAAAGUCUCGAAGCUUGCAUCUUAGAUGUUUGCAUCAGAUACCUUCUUUUGAAUGAAAUUGCUGCUAGAGAUCUGUUUUCAGAAGAGCAAGCGGGAGUUGCAGAACUCCCUCAGGGGCUUGACCUAUUCAACGACAACGAAGAGCCAGUGGAGUACGAUCCAUAUUGUGCGUGGGAAACUUGGGAAGAGGACAUGACUCGGUAUGAUCCCAUCGAGCGUGGCUUUAGUGAAUUUUUUGUCUACGCGUCAUGUCAUUGGCUUAGGCAUUUUGGUGCCAUCACGGCGGAGCCUCUUCCUAGUCUGACAAGCAUAGAGGAAGUAUGCCGAGCAGGCUCGACUCACCUUCGCAAUUGGAUUCAACAAAACUGUCGCCCGGGCUGCACAAUCACGCCCCGAUUUCAAUUUGAGAGCUGCCUGUACGACCCCCUCAGCAUCACCGCGCUCUAUGGCUCAGAAGCCAUGCUACGUGAAAUGCUCAAGAAGUCAGACUUUGAAAGAGAAGUCUUUCUGCGAGAGCCAGCUAUAAAAGCUGUGGACCAGAUUCUUGACUGGGGCGAAAUUUCCAGAAUUAAAAUCCUCUUUUUAGACGAGAAACUUGGUCCUCGACUGCAAAACCUGGACUUCUUUCGGCUUCUCUUAAGAAAGUGGCACAACCAUCGUGAAAAAUUCGACUGUGUCUUUGAGCUCAUUGAUGAUGUGGUAGAUCGGCUGAUACACGAACGAUGGGGAAACAAGCUCCUCUGUGCGGCUGCUGGCGCAGGGUGCAUCCCUAUAAUUCGGCGGUUGAUACGCAUCGCUCAACGGUGCCCAGAACUGAGAACAUCAAGGCUCUGCAACCCCGAAAUGCUCCGACUUUUGCUCCCCCGUUUCCAAGAAGGUAUACAUCAGGUCGACCAUCAAGGAAAAACAGUCAUAAUGGGGAUUGUUACGAGCUCCUCGGCUGCAGAGGACCGGCAUGAAUCGGCCAGAAUCCUGCUGUCGCAAAGAGGCGCCAACCGGAACAGCCAUCUCCAGAGUAUGCAACCGAACCCUUUGAUGGUGGCGGCGCGGCUUGGGGAUAUGGAGAUGUGUCGCAUCUUGGUUCAAAUCGGCAAGAUGGAUCCACUUUCCAUCCUGACUGGUGAUAGCCAAGAGCAACUGGAUUUGGGGGACAGGGCUCCAGAGAAUGGGAAGAAUAUGCUGCAGGUCCUAGAACUUUUAUGUGCACAUGCAAAUUGA
Molecule: messenger RNA, 2430 nt
Organism: Aspergillus steynii IBT 23096
Lineage: Eukaryota; Fungi; Ascomycota; Eurotiomycetes; Eurotiales; Aspergillaceae
Product: ankyrin repeat domain-containing protein
Exons: 4
Coding region: 1-2430 (809 amino acids)
Source: RefSeq, a predicted model, not a curated record